This is a messenger RNA of Dibothriocephalus latus, 336 nucleotides long. Lineage: Eukaryota; Metazoa; Platyhelminthes; Cestoda; Diphyllobothriidea; Diphyllobothriidae. The record is from the annotation of a GenBank genome assembly.
CACAACAACAAGCCCGACCUCCCUCAUCGCCGUAAACGAGAAGGCAGCAUACCCACCAUUACGGCCACGAGCCCAACCCCUGUUGUUAGCCUCAGGUCCAUAACUCCAGUUUUCGUCGGAUUUCGCAAAAGGAAUACAUGCUCCAACUCGUGUCGUCGGAGCCAUGACAAACACCAAGGUCAACUGAUUAAUUUUCACAAGCACAAACGCGAGUACGCGGUCCUAUCGAAGCUACUUGAAUUGCAGCGUUCAAUGCACCGGUUCAAUCUGGUGGAGAACAAAGAUUUCGCCGCCUGGUUGCGUGGCCUGCCCCUUCUGUCUGAGGAGGAAGCGUAA